This is a messenger RNA of Scomber scombrus (Atlantic mackerel), 3895 nucleotides long. It is a transcript of the gene nus1, whose product is annotated as NUS1 dehydrodolichyl diphosphate synthase subunit. Gene Ontology annotation, cellular component: dehydrodolichyl diphosphate synthase complex; endoplasmic reticulum membrane. Lineage: Eukaryota; Metazoa; Chordata; Actinopteri; Scombriformes; Scombridae. Gene Ontology annotation, molecular function: ditrans,polycis-polyprenyl diphosphate synthase [(2E,6E)-farnesyl diphosphate specific] activity. The transcript has 5 exons. The record is from RefSeq and is a predicted model, not a curated record. Bases 147 to 1022 code for a protein of 291 amino acids.
GUGAGAGGAUGAUGGCGGCAGGCGGUAUGAGCUGUCGGCAAUGCUGAAACGGAUUUAGUCGGUAAAGAGUAAAGCGCCUGUGCUGCAGAGUCUGACCACCACCCGUUUAAGGACUUUACCUACUGUCAGAAGGAAUAAGGACACUAAUGGCGCUGCUCUAUGGCUUGUUAUGGCGGCUCUUACUGGUUCUGGUCCACGUCAACAGAGCGCUCAUCUCCUGGCUCCGUGUCUGGGUAAAGAGCUGGAAGGGCCGGUUGUGGGAGAGGGCUAUGGCCGCUUUGCUGCUGCCGUUAGCCCUGGCUGGGUUCCCGGACCACCAGAGGAAGUUAAAUCAUAACCCUGACGCUAAUGCUAACUCUGCAACUAGGAACCGUAUUGCCAGUCGCCGGUCACGGUGGCUGUCUGACGGCAGGUCUCUGGAGAAGCUGCCGGUCCACAUUGGCCUAUUGGUAGCCGAAGAAGAGCCCAGCUAUACGGACAUAGCCAACUUGGUGGUGUGGUGUAUGGCUGUCGGUAUAUCAUAUGUCAGCGUCUAUGAUAAUCACGGGAUUUUUCGGAAAAAUAAUAUCCGUCUGCUGGAAGAGAUAGUGAAGCAGCAGCAGGACUUGCUGGGGGUCGAGGGAUCCAAAUACAACGUGGAGUUCCUGAGCAACGGCAGUGACAAACAUCAGCACCAUGUGGUGUCCUGCAGGCCCAUAGUGAAGGUCCUGUCUCCAGAAGAUGGGAAGCAGAGUAUUGUUCAGGCAGCACAGCAGCUCUGUCGUUCUGUGGAGAACAAAGAGAGGAGCUCCAAAGACAUCAGCGUGUCCAUGCUGGACGCACUUCUCAGAGAAUCAAAGUAUAUUCCUGAUCCCGAGCUGGUGGUGAAAUUCGGUCCGGUGAACAGCACGCUGGGCUUCCUCCCCUGGCACAUCAGACUCACUGAAUUCAUCUCCCUGCCCUCCCACAGAGACAUCUCCUACGAGGACUUGUUCGGUAUCCUGCAGCGGUACGGUGUGUGUCAGCAGCGACUCGGCCAGUGAUGUGCGGGGCCAGGGUCGAGGCCUUCACGCAGGAACAAAUGUGGUUUGACAGUCAGACGAGAGGUGGGGGCAGGCGGUGACCCCUCCAUGCCUUACCGAGUCCCUCAUUACUUCUCCUGAAAUCUCUUAACAGACUAAGAAAGCUCAAAUAUGAGGAAACCAGGAGACCGGUCAGCUGACUUCCUGCCACCAGCCCUUGUCUUAUAAUAAACUCACAUUCCAGAACUUCUGGAACCGGCUCUCCAAGAGAAAAUGGCACAUCAGAAACACGCACUGACAUGAGAAGACUGUCUAUAGACUCAGUGUACCACAAACCCUGUUUUGUCUUCUCAGACCCUCUGGCUCACUGUUUGUCAUUCAGUCUCCAGCUGCUGUUUACUGCUGAAGCCUUCACUCAGCAGACAACAAAGAAGAAACAAGGCUUUGUGCCCAAUCCGUGUAAGGAAUCCUGGGAAAUAUAGCUACAUGUAGGAGAAACUCAAUCACCACCAACACUCGAGCUUGCACAGAGGAAGUGGAUCUCGGACAGAGUGGUUAAUGAUGUGUAAAUAUGAAAACAAAUUAAUGUGGCUCUGUGUUUGUCCCUGUGGCCUCUUGCUUGUGGUCAUGUGUCACAUACAGAGGUUUGUUUAGGGUUCUUGUUUGACCAAUCAGAGCCCUGAAAUAAAUAAAUGCACUGUCUCUGUGUAUAUGUCCAAGGCUUAUAUGAAAAUCUUAAUACAACUUCACAAAAUCAUCUUACUAUAACUCUAAAGAAAUGCACUGUCUCUGUGUAUAUGUUCACAGCUCAUAUGAAAAUCUGAUUACAACUUGACAAAAUAAUUUACCUCUAACUAUACUCUCCCCUCCUUCCCCCCAUAUACUGAAGAGUGUUGAGAGAUAUCACCUAACUGAAGCUCUGUACUUGGGUCACACAAUAAAAUGAUGACAGUGAGAUGUGGUGAAGGGCUCCAGGAGAAAGCUAGUAAGUGGACCUUUAGGUCAAAUGAUUUUGUCAAACUACUCUUUAAAAAAAUGUUGACUCUUAUUUAGUUAUAUUUGACACACCUCCCUGACGGUUAUCAUUACCUGAACUGCAAAGUUCAGUCUUGAUCUUGGAAACAGCAAUUGACCAAAUAAUCUUACCUCAAGGUGUACUUACUAGUUUUCCAGUACUUUCAACUACAGCUCAUGGUCUUUCUCAAUGGGUGGAGUCAGUCUACUCAGUCUUCAGUUCCAAAGUACUGCAAUUCCAAACUGAAGUAAUUACAACUGAGUGACUCCCCCCAUCCACUGAGGAAGACCAUGAGAUGUGGUUGAAAGCCCAUGAAAACAGCUGAUGGGGGUUCAAUCCAAAGUUUAAAAUAUUUUGCUUAAAAAAAAACUAUAUUUUGUUUAUUUUUGUGUUAGCUGAUUCAAAAAUUACACAAUGUUCUAUAUGGUGGCAGCUAAUGUAGCCUGUGGUUAUCUGGAGAUGACAGUUGGUGCUCAUGAUAGACCUUUUUACAGCAGACAUUUUGACGUGACAAAGCAGGAGUUUGAUGGCUACAUUCCAUUUAGGUGAGUCGGUUGCAGACUGAUGUUGUGGCUGACUGACACCUAAUGGAAUGGAGCAAUCAUUACCUACUGUUAUCAUUUACAUGUACUAGGGUUGGGUAUCGUUUAAAAAAUGACGAUACCAGUGCCAAUUCAACUACUGUUAAAGUGUUACAGAUACCAAUUAGGUACUUCAUUCGAUACCCAUCACACAUGUUGUGCACCUGCUUUUAUCCGGUGUAACAGGCGUGUAGUGUCGCCACACUUUAGAGCGUUUAGGUGGCAUCUUGGCUGCUGAACUGCUAAGUGCGCUUACUCAAAUUCACUGCGACUUCACCACCACAGACGGGUUGUAGCUGCUGUGGCAGUGGGCCAAUUACAUGUCGCAUUAAAUCGAUGAAUGCUUGCUUGAUUGGCUGAGAGCAAGUCAGUACAAAUAAUAGUACAAAUACAUACUUUCUAGCUCUGGGUGCAAAAAGGAAUAAUUGCAGUUAUUGUCUGACUGGAGACGUUUUGAGACUACUUGGUAUCGAUUUAUUUCGGUCGAUACCUUAAAAGGUAUGAAGUACUGAUACCCAGAUCUAACACACUAAUGCUUUUUCUGCUUUGUCAAGCUUAAGUAUCUGCUGUAAAAAAGAAGGUCUAUGAUGAAGUAAAGUGGAGACUUUAUCUGUUCUAUUGUGUCUUUAUCUCAAGUUGGCGAAUAACUCCUCUUUGACGAAGUACUCUGUAGAACGGAUGUCUGAGAAAAUGUGACAUUCAUGGUGUGUUCCAGUUGUACUCAGAAGUCAGAAUUUCCGAGUUCCCAGUCGGAAAUUUAACUCAUGAACCCCAGAAAAAUAAUGUUUUAUAUGUGGAGGUGACGUCAUUAUACAAUAUUUGUAUCAAGGUAGAGUUUAAAAAAGGAAAUUGUUCUCGAACUCCAAAAUGCAAGCACAGCUACUCUUUGCUUCUGUAUGGAAUCCCUCCUGGAGUGUGUUAAACGUCACACACUGAAGAUAACAGUGGCGGAGCAUGUUUGUGUGUUGUUCAUGCAGUACUCUUGUGUGUAUGUGUGUAUGACAAUUGUGGCUGCCUUGGGAAUUAUUAUCUCCGUCCAUGAACAGAGCCUCGGCGUUGUCAUGUGAAGUCAGUGUGUUCAUGAGUUGGUUUUUCUUUGUCUGACUGUUAACAUUUUCACCACCAUGUAAGGAAUCAUCAAAUGCAAACUACAUGCUGUGAGACAUAUUGACUGCAUCCAUUGAUGUCGCCCUCCAGCUUUAAAUAGACAUGUCUGUCACACCCCACAUGUACACUGUGUCUGGGUCUGUUGGCAUUGUCUCCUGCAUGAUUGCAUUAAAUUUCUUUGUUUUUCUGCC